Molecule: messenger RNA, 4018 nt
Organism: Osmia bicornis bicornis
Lineage: Eukaryota; Metazoa; Arthropoda; Insecta; Hymenoptera; Megachilidae
Gene: alpha-Catr
Product: alpha-catulin
Exons: 12
Coding region: 1361-3874 (837 amino acids)
Biological process (GO): Rho protein signal transduction; cell adhesion
Molecular function (GO): actin filament binding; cadherin binding
Source: RefSeq, a predicted model, not a curated record
GCCGGUACCUGUUUCUCGAAGCGACACGCGCUCUGUCGUCCUCGCAGAACACUCGCUCACCCCACUCACCGACAUGCACACACAUGCGUACACCGAGGAAACAUAGACACACGUAUGAAUCUACACAGGCGCGUCGUUCGACUCGACAUACGUUCUAUCCUGUACAUAGAGCAUGACAUAUAAAGACGAACUUUCAAAGAUAUAAAACGGACAUACAUACAGACACACACAUAUACAUACACACACAUGAGCAGGCAACCACAUGUCUGGUCACACUGUGUACACGCGUACGCGAGAGAGCGAGCCGCACAACGAGUGGUCGUCGUCGUCUUCGAAUUCGUCGCUCAUUGUCGCGCGUCGUAAUCACAGAAGGAAACGAGCCUGCCCUGAAACGAUCGUAACCACCUGCCGAAAUUAUUCUGGCUGACCGACCGCGAAGCCAAUCGUCUAUUUUCACCUACGAACCGAUGAUUAACUGUGAAGAUUAAUAACGAGAUAAGGAUAGAAGAAUUUGAUCGGUGUCGAUCGGUGGAAAAGUUUGCUCUUCCGUCGCUCCCUUUCAUCGCAGCACGGACAGGUGACUCGAAAUUACUUGGUCGGUCUGUUGUCGUUACGAGAAGUUCCGCUAAUCGGUUCACGACGUGCAGGCUUCAUCCGGCGAGCAGCGUGCACGCGAGGAAAAAUUAACGGUGAAAAGUUAGCCUGAUCCCUCGUGUACGGGUCGUGAACCCUUUGUUCUGAAAGGGCGACGACGAACUUUGAAGUCGGGUUCAUCGUACCACUCGAAAAACGGAGACAAGUUCUGAGCCUGUGGUAGAAGCCUAAUAUAAAAAAAGAAACAGUGAUCUUCCUGAAAAAAAACAAAAGAAAGAAAAAAAUACACAUAUAUAAAAACGUCUAUUUUUGUUCUGGUUUCCGUUCGAAUACGGGCCCCCAUUGUUUCCCGGCCUCGUGGUUAUUAACGAGACGGCAAAAGAAAGAAACAAAGAGCUAAUAAUAAAUUGUAAUUGUUAGAAGAGAGAGAGAGAGAAACACACUUGUUAAAGAACGACAUCACUGCACCGACAGAGAAGAUUUAAAUAUUUCUUUACGUAUAUAAGAGAAGCACACAUAUCCUAAUGAUGUUGACGAUUCAUAGUAUAUUUUGAUCAUACUGAGAGAACGAGAGAGAGAGAGAACGUGUGUAUGUGAAAUUAGAGAGAAAAGAAGAGAUUAUAAAGCAACUGACAAAUUUUGACAGGCACAAUAAUAAAAGGAAGUUCGUAGAGUUAUUGAAGCGUAGAUUAUCGCUAAAGUAGUAAGAGAAGAGAUAAAGGAGACGAGGAUCAUCUUUUGUGCUGAUUACUUAUUAAUUGCCCCUAUGCCUGCCGCAUUUUACCGACGUGACAGAAGCAUGUACGACUGUGGCAUGGUCCCUGAUCGACAGAUCUCGACGUUAGUGUCGCACAGGGAACGUCCGCUAUGUUCGGACAGAAGUCUCCGUGCGGUCGCCAGAGUCGGGCAAGCAGUGAACCUGGCGGUCGAAAGAUUCGUCACUGUUGGCGAAACAAUUGCAGAUGACAAUCCGGAAAUUAAGCAGGACAUGUACGAGGCGUGUAAAGAGGCAAGGGUUGCUGGUUCAGCAAUCGAGAAAUUAUGCGAGUGCGCGAUGGAGGACAGUUUGGCCGAUCGUGGCUCUGUCGUCAGGGCUGCGAGAUGUCUUCUUGGGUCUGUGACGAGAGUCCUCCUUCUGGCUGACAUCGCCGUGGUCAAACAGCUUCUUCUCGCGAAAGACAAAGUGGCUCGUAGCCUGGGUCGCCUCGAGAGCGUUUCGAAUUUCACCGAAUUCGUGAAGGCAUUCAGUCAGUUCGGGGCUGAGAUGGUGGAACUGGCUCAUUUGACUGGUGAUCGACAGAAUGACUUGAAAGACGAGAGACGGAGGGCACAGAUGGCCGCAGCUCGCCAAGUUUUAGAGAGAAGCACUAUGAUGCUGCUCACGUCCAGCAAAACCUGCUUGAGGCAUCCGGAAUGUCCAUCUGCCAGGGAGAACAGAGACACCGUUUUCUGCCAGAUGAGAAGAGCCAUGGAUUUGAUACACUACGUGGUUAAAGAUGGGGUGCUGGACUGCAGCGAGUCACAAUCCUAUUCCAAUUCGCAGAGCCCACAGCAGGAGGACUGGGACAGCAGCACUGCUUUCUCAGCUCUGAAACAUUUCGAGAGACUCGUGGAAACUACGAGAAUGACUCUCCUAGGACCAGGUUGCCGGGAAACUCUCACAUCCGCGCUGAAUACUGUCGUCGAAAGGACCCAGGACUUCACUGAUAGCGCUUACACGAGCCACGAGCACCGAGAGAACAUCCUUUUGCUCUGCGAUCGUGCGAAACUCGAGCUCAAUACCUUAUUGCGGAUCGGUAACAGCAUGAAUUACGAAGGUGGAGGUGGAUCCCCAAGCUCUGAGAUGGAACAAGCUGUGCUGGGUGUGUUACGAACCACCAGGGAUCUUCGUCAGCAGCUAUGCACCACGACGAUGGAACAAGCUGGUGACCUUGGACAGGUAACCAAAGCUGGACAAGAACUUGUGUCAACCAUCAGGAAUCUCGCUCUGGCUAAUGACAUAAAUCGUCUUCAAGAGGGCAGCGAUAGAUUUCACGAGUACAUCGAUCAUAUUCUUGAAGUUUGCAAAAUGCUGAGACACGUUGCACUCUCGGAAUCACUGCAAGUUUCAGCAAAGUUCACGGAAAUCAACUUGAGAAUAUACGGUCCCCAAGUGGUAACAGCCGCUCACACGUUGGCCAGACAUCCCACCAGUAAAAUCGCUAAGGAAAACCUAGAAGUGUUCACCGACAUGUGGCAAUGGCUCAUGACCGAUGUGACCACAGUAGCGAAAGAUGUGCUCGAGUUGAACCAAAAUCGACCGGAGAAACAAGUUUACAUGUCUCUGCCGCGGCCAGGAAAACACGGCACCACCAGCAAACCCCUAAAGCCCGUGCGACUGGACAGCGAGGAACAGGCCAAGAUCGCAAAAGCCGGUCUGGAGAUGAAGCUGAUCACAUCCGAGAUGGACGCGGAAACGGAGAAGUGGCAGGAAAGCGGAAGCGCCCUGGAGGAGAACAACGACAUCGUGAAACGCGCGAAAAACAUGUCGUCCAUGGCGUUCUCUAUGUAUCAGUUCACGAGAGGCGAGGGUGCAUUGAAAACAACCCAAGAUCUGUUCACCCAAGCUGAGUAUUUCGCUGAGGAAGCGAACAGAUUGUACAAAGUUGUGAGACAAUUCAGCUAUCAGGUACCAGGGGGCCCGCACAAGAAAGAACUUCUGGAAAAUCUCGACCGUGUGCCGACAUACGUUCAACAACUUCAAUUCACCGUGAAGAAUCCCACAGUCGGGAAAUCCGCCACAUUUACGAAAGUCGAUAACGUGAUACAAGAGACUAAGAAUUUAAUGAACGUGAUUUCGAAAGUGGUCACCACAUGUUUCGUCUGCGCCACAAAGCACAAUAUCACGAUGCCGCAGUACGUGGAGCUCAGUCCGACAACAGUGCCCGGCCUGGGCGAAGAGGAUUGCUUGUAUCCGGUUAGCCCGCAGUUGUUACCCUCAACGAGUCCCUACGUACAUCCUCAUCCUUUAACCUCAGCCCAAUUACACGGUAUCUUAAGAGCGCCAGGUUUAAAUUUUCCAUCCUUCGGUCCGUCCAUCGUGCCAACUCCCACGUCGAACACCGGUCCACGUAAUUCCGCGUCCUUCGUUCACCCCUCGGUCCUACCCUACUCUUCGACGACCGCAACGUCCAGUUGCGGACCGCAGGCACCCAAUUGUCUGCAGAAUCUACAGAUGCUGCAGCUGCAGCUGCACCACGCACAGCUGCAGCACUUAAGGCACGCCACUCUGCCGAGAUAACACAGACAGAUCUUCGUCGCACGGCGAUGCUCGCGCGUAUUCGCGACGAAGCGUUGUUCUUUACGUUGCACAGUACAACCUGGAUUUCCGAGGUCUGUCGGCGCGUGGGGCCGGCGGCUCGCCGUACAGGGGCGGAGAGGGUGC